Molecule: messenger RNA, 1818 nt
Organism: Anthostomella pinea
Lineage: Eukaryota; Fungi; Ascomycota; Sordariomycetes; Xylariales; Xylariaceae
Source: the annotation of a GenBank genome assembly
AUGGAUGAGGAUCAGGGUCCCUCGCAGAUUGUGCCGCGGACGACACCCAAGAGAACUCUGGCCGAUCGCCUAAAUGGCGUCAAGAAGACCUUCCUCACCAAGGAUGGCAUUCUUGGGUCUUACGACUAUGGCUUCCUCUUCCGGCCCAACCUGCCGUUCAUGAAAAAGUCGCGCCGGGCAUCCCCUUUCUUCGGGCUCAACGACAAGAUGCCCGUCGUGCUGGCUCUCCUGCUAGGCCUCCAGCACUCCCUGGCGAUGCUGGCUGGUAUCAUCACACCUCCCAUCAUCAUGGCGGGAGCAGGGGGGGCGAACCUCGAUGCUGACUCACAACAAUACUUGGUCUCGACCGCACUCAUCGUGUCGGGCAUCCUCUCCAUGAUCCAGAUCACGAGGUUUCACAUCACGAAAACACCGUUACCACUCACCAGCGCCACCAGGUACUAUAUCGGCACUGGAUUGAUCUCGGUCGUUGGUAUCUCGUUCUCCAUUGUACCAGUCGCGACAGGUGCCUUUGCUCAGAUGUACGCCAACGGGUACUGUCCCGUGGCUGAGGAUGGGGUCACCAAACUGCCUUGUCCGGAUGGCUACGGGGCCCUUCUGGGGACCGCGGCCGUGUGUGCUCUUGUCGAGAUCUUGAUCGCCUUCAUACCACCGAAAAUCAUGCUGAAGAUCUUCCCCCCUAUCGUCACUGGCCCGACUCUCAUGCUCAUCGGUAUCAGCUUGAUCGAGAAUGGCUUCAAGGACUGGGCUGGUGGCAGCGGAUCUUGCGCCGAUGCUGAUCACACGGCGUACUACAACGUGUGCCCGAAUGUUGGCGCCCCUCACGCCUUGCCGUGGGGCUCGCCCGAGUACCUAGGCCUCGGGUUUUCAGUCUUUCUCGCCAUCAUCCUAUGCGAGCGUUUCGGUUCCCCCAUGAUGAAGUCGAUGGGUGUCAUCAUUGGUCUUUUGACGGGCUGCAUCAUUGCCGCGGCCACGGGAUACUUCAACAAGAGUGGAAUCGACGCGGCACCGGCGGUGUCCUUCAUCUGGGUUCACACCUUCAAACUGACAGUAUACGGCCCUCUCGUGCUACCCAUGAUAGCUGUCUUCAUCAUCUCCGCCUGUGAGGCCAUUGGCGACAUCACGGCUACCUGUGACGUGUCUCGUCUCGAAGUGGAAGGCAGUAUAUACGAGUCUCGUAUCCAAGGGGGCGUGCUGGCUGAUGGCGUGAACGGCAUUCUCGCGGCGCUCAUGACCAUAAGCCCCAUGUCGACAUUCGCCCAGAACAACGGUGUCAUCGCCCUGACGCGCUGUGCGAAUCGGACUGCUGGAUACUGCUGUUGCUUCUUUCUCAUCGUCAUGGGCAUCUUCGCCAAGUUUGCUGCGGCACUCGUUGCCAUUCCUUCGGCGGUCCUUGGUGGCAUGACCACAUUCCUGUUCUGCUCGGUGGCCGUGUCGGGGAUUAGCAUUAUAUCCCGGGGGUUUCCCUUCAACCGCAGGAAUCGCUUUGUUCUGACUGCUGGGCUCGCCAUCGGCUACGGGGCCACGCUGGUACCGACCUACUUUUCCAACGUGUUCAGCUAUAGUGGCGACAACAAGAGCCUUCAAGGGUUCCUGGAUGCCAUUGUACUCGUCAUGGAGACGGGCUUCGCCGUCACGGCGUUUGUGAGCAUGUUUUUGAAUCUCACGCUCCCUGAAGAAAUCGACGAGAUCGAAGAGGAUCAGGUGGCCGCCACCAGUCCUGUGAUGACCCAGGGAGCUCCCAUGAACAUCUACGGAAGAGACAGCGACGGGCUCGCUCCGGCAGAGGAAGACAUGUACAAGAAGAGGGAGGCUUAG